AUGACCAAGGGCUCCGUCGUCGUCGAACCGGACAUCCUUCUUCGGUUCUCUGCGCUUCAUCGGCUGCUACGCGUUACGGCUUGGUGUCGUCGAUGGCUCAACGUGGCGAGCCGGGAGGUCACACCUGGUUGUCCACUACACCCCGACGAGCUGGACGCCGCCCUACUCCAGUGGCUUCGAGUAGUACAGGCGCUCCACUUCCCGGACGAGAUAGCUGCUGCCACCGCAGGACGCUCCGGCCCACCACGCAGUUCACUGAUCAAGCUGAAUCCGUUCAUCGACGACCAAGGUGUACUGCGCGUUGGAGGACGUCUCAAACACGCACUGCUGCCCUACGACGAGAAGCACCCGGUGAUCAUACCGCCGGCCUCCUGGAUGACGCGACUGCUGAUCGAGUCCUGCCAUCGUCGCUCUCUGCACGGCGGCGUCCAGAUGACACUCGGUCUGCUUCGCCUUCGGUUCUGGGUACCACGCGGAAGGACCGUCGUCAAGCAGCAACUGCAUCGGUGCGUCACUUGCACUCGCUGGCGCGCUGCCACGCCACAGCCUCCAAUGGGCCACCUUCCUCGGGACCGAGUGACGCCAACUCGACCUUUCUUGAGCACUGGACUGGACUACGCGGGACCAAUUUCCAUCCGGACCAGCAAAGGACGCGGACACCGCUCACAGAAAGGAUACAUCGCGGUCUUCGUCUGCUUUUGGUCGAAGGCCAUCCACCUCGAGGUCGUCUCGGAUUACAGCUCCGAGGCCUUCAUCGCCGCCUUACGCCGCUUCGUCUCUCGCAGAGGACUGUGUACGGACGUCUACAGCGACUGCGGCACAACAUUCGUUGGCGCCGAUCGCACCCUGCGGGAGCUCUUCAAGGCGUCGACCUCCGAGGGCCUUCACAUCGCCCGCGCCGCCAACACUCAAGGGAUCCGCUGGCAUUUUAAUCCGCCAGCGGCCCCUCACUUCGGUGGUCUUUGGGAGGCUGCCGUGAAAUCCACUAAAUUUCACCUCCGCCGAGUAAUCGGCGACACCACGCUCACUUUUGAGGAGCUUAACACACUCCUCACACAAAUCGAGGCGUGUCUUAAUUCUCGUCCGUUGCAGGCUCUGUCAGACGAUCCAGACGACACUUCAGCACUCACUCCAGGGCACUUCAUCAUCGGCGCCUCUAUUAGCUAUACCUGA
Nylanderia fulva is the source of this 1173-nucleotide messenger RNA. The record is from RefSeq and is a predicted model, not a curated record. Lineage: Eukaryota; Metazoa; Arthropoda; Insecta; Hymenoptera; Formicidae.